GGGCACCUCCACCAUGAAGGCCCCGAGGAUCUCCGACGGGGACCGCCAGUGGGGCCCCCGGGAGCUCAACCCCGGCUUCAACGAGGUAGCUGGCCGCAGCUUGGCGAGGAAGGACUUCUUGGAGGGCCGCCCCUUCAUCGGCGCCUCCAGGGCGGAGAGGGGCGCGAGGGGUCAGGAGACCUCAGGCCCUUGCCACUUGCUGGGGCCCGACGAGAGAGGCUUCCUGGAGUGGAACGCGGUGGCCCCGCAGACCCAGUGCAACUGCCAAGAGGCCCUGGCGGAGUUCCAGAGUUCCGCAGCUGCUCGCAGCCUCCCGCUCGCGACCGCCGCGGGCGCCGACUUGGCGCUGACGAACUGCGCCGACUUCGCCUGGGGCACAGGGCUCGAGAGGGCCGUUUUGCUGAAGACCUAUGCCGCGUUGCUCUCGGAGCGCCCAGACACCCCCCGUCACGGCGCUGCUGGCCAGCACGAUCGCGACCUCGCGGCCCCGGAGGUGGCGAUCAGGAUAGUGGUGAUGUUCUGGGCCUACUUCAGGCCAAGCGAGGCCCUCGGCCACCGAGAGCAGGACGUCUUCCCCCCAGCGGCUCGCGCAAGCACUACGGUUCCAACCUGCGCCCCUCGGUCCGAGGGGGGCCUCGCGGACGAGAGCGUCCUCCUGGACUCGGUCGAGGUCCCGUGGCUGGGCCCGCUGGCGGCGAGGUGCCGCGCCGCCGCCCCGACGACGCUGCCCUUCGGCUCCAAGGAGCUUGGGCGGCCCUGGCGGCGCGCGCUGCAGCUCGUGCGCCCGGGGCGGCACUGCGCCCCCUACCAGCUCAGACGCGGCGGCCCGUCGCGCGACCGCCUGUGCCGGAUCUGGUCUCUCGCCGAGAUCAAGGGCCGCGGGCGCUGGGCCUCGGGCUACGGUAUGAAGCGGCACGAGGCGCGCGCGCUGCUGCAGCAGGAGCUCGCCGAGCUGGGCGCCGCCGCCCGCGAGCAGGCCGACGCGGCGCCCGACGAGCUCCACGGGGUGCCG
Prorocentrum cordatum is the source of this 1012-nucleotide messenger RNA. The record is from the annotation of a GenBank genome assembly. Lineage: Eukaryota; Dinophyceae; Prorocentrales; Prorocentraceae.